Molecule: messenger RNA, 969 nt
Organism: Sabethes cyaneus
Lineage: Eukaryota; Metazoa; Arthropoda; Insecta; Diptera; Culicidae
Product: ell-associated factor Eaf-like
Exons: 2
Coding region: 1-969 (322 amino acids)
Biological process (GO): positive regulation of DNA-templated transcription; regulation of transcription elongation by RNA polymerase II
Cellular component (GO): super elongation complex
Molecular function (GO): transcription elongation factor activity
Source: RefSeq, a predicted model, not a curated record
AUGGAUAAUCUGCUGUUAGGUUUGGGUUCGGAGGUCCGCGAGUUGAAAUUGGGGGCCACGUUCACCCAUCCAUCCGCGCAAACCGCAUAUCAUACUUUAAAAUACGACUUCAAACCAGCCAGUGUAGACGUCAGCAAAUCAGCAACGCUUGAGGUUGGAUCCAACAAAGAAGUGACAGUUACCGUGCCACAUCUGGAUGGCUCCGGAGUUCCCAAUACGGUGUUCAAGGGGAACCAACAGGAUUACAGCAUGAAGGAUUGUGUGCUCAUUAUCGACCACGCCACGGGGGAAAUUACGCUCGAGAGACUGUGUAGUAAUGUGCAAGUCAAGAAGACAAGAACUGAAGGCAAAAUCGUUCAGCCUCCUCCUCAACCAGCUUCGAUUAAGAUGGAAAAUCCCACUGCCAGACGAAGCUCCAAAACCAAGGUCACCACCGGUCAUCGCAAGAACGGUCUCAUCGAUCUCGCACCAAAACAUUUACCCUUACGAAAUUCGCCGUACUGCCGCCCACACAAGAUUCCACAGGAACCGGCCUGGAGUGCCAGCAAUUCGCAACACUCAUUGCCGAGUCUUCCAAUCAUCGGCAUGGAUGAAAGUGAUUUUAUCUCUGUGCCUUCGUUACCAGAACCAACGACACAGGAGCAAAAGCAGCGACAGGAACAACAAAUGUACAAUGCAACUAUAACUGCAAGCCUCGCUAAUAACAAUAAUAACAAUGCGGCUUCAAUCGAGGUUAACCUGCCUAAGACACAAGUUGCUAUAAUGAGUUCGUCUGAAUCUAGUGAUUCGAGUAGCAGUAGUUCUGAUUCAGACACCGACAGCAGUUCCGAGUCGGACAGCUCUUCGGAGGACGAAAAUGAUUCUCCGAUGAAAGGACAAAGCUGGGCAGAAGUGGUCAACCAUGCUAAUAUGGUUGUUAAAAACCAGUUGACCAUGGAUCUGUACCUGUCAGAGUCCGACUCGGAUUAG